Molecule: messenger RNA, 1533 nt
Organism: Meloidogyne enterolobii
Lineage: Eukaryota; Metazoa; Nematoda; Chromadorea; Rhabditida; Meloidogynidae
Source: the annotation of a GenBank genome assembly
AUGAGUAGAAAUUUGAGAAAAUCCCCAAAAUUUAUUUUUAAAAUUUAUUUUUCUAUAGCUUGCCGUUUAAUUAACGAGCACAACAUUGUAGCCCUUAUCGGCCCAGGAGAAAGACAUUUAUCUGAACAAUUAAGUGUUUUGGCUGCUAAUAAAUUGAAUUUGCCUUAUUUCUCUUUGGUUGAUCCAUUAGAACAUCCAAAACUGGAUGAAGGAGGGAAUAAUGUUUUAUCUCAAAAUAAUGGAGAAGAAAAUGAAGAUUUAAUUAAUCAUUUUGAUAUGUUUCCACAUAAAGAAUUAUUUGAAGCAAUAAUUGAUUUAAUUAGACAUUGGCGUUGGGGACGCUUAAUUAUUGUUUUUAGUGAACCUGAAAGAAUUCGUCGUUUGGUUGUUUUUCUUGAACAUGAAGCUUUUGUUUCUAUUCGUUUUCAUUUAGUUUAUGUAGAAGAUGGUGAUUAUUUAAAGGCAGCAAAGGAAGUAAAAUAUUUGGAAGAAUGUAAUGAGGAGGAUAAUGCUAAAUUAUCCCAACAAAAUGGUGGGUCUAACAGUUCCCCUCAACAACAUUGCAAUGAAUUUAGCCGUGUUUUGUUGGAUAUGAGCCCUAAAGAUACUCAUAAUUUUUUGUUGUCUGCUUUAAAAGUUGGUUUAGUAGAGCAUCAUCACUGGUUUUUAACUACUUCUUUAGAUUUACGUUAUAUGAAUAUGGAAUUAUUUAAACAUAAUAAUGCUAGAUUUAUUGGGCUUGAUCCAACAGAUUUUUCUGGUGAAAAUGAUGAACAAAAAUCAGAAUUAUUAUUACCUUUACCAAACAAAAAAGAAUUUGAAGAAUUUGUUCGUUUACAUUGGUUAGCCAAAAAUACAAUUAUUGAAGGCGAAAUGAAAAUUAAUGAAGCAGAAAUUAAUCUUAGAAUGUCAGAAGCAAUUCUUUUAUUUGACUCAAUAUAUUUAUUGGCUAGAGCUUUGUCAAACGAAACUUUAAAUAUUUUAAAUAGUAACAGAAAAAAAUACUUUAAUCAACGUCAACAACAACAAAUUUCUUCCCUUUUAUUUAAUAAUAAUAAUUUAACUAUGGCUAGAUGUGCUGGGGCUACUAGACAAAAUAAUAGAAAAUUUAGUGCCGGAAAUGGAAUAAAUAAAUUAUUACGAGAAUAUUCUUUAAUUACUCGCGGAUUAAGUGGUUCACUUAAAAGCAGACUUUGUGGAAAACAAAAACCUGCUAAUAACAAUUUAAACAAUAAUUUUACUUUUCAAAUAUUAAUGCUUGGAUAUACUGGGGUUAUUGAAAAGAUUGGUUAUUGGCAAUAUGGAAAUGAUAUUCCAAAAAUAGAUUUAAGAGCAGAAUCAAGAGCACAACAACAACGAAGAGUUAAAGUUUCUGAUGAAUUAAAACCACAUUUUCGCGUUACUACAAUUUUGGAAAGGCCUUAUGUAAUGGUGAAAAGUCAGGAAACAAACAAUAAUUUUGAACAGAAACAAUUACAAUUUGAAGGAUUUUGUAUUGAUUUAUUGAAAGAAUUGGCUAAUGAUUUAGGGUGA